GCCUGUGUCAAACCCGUUUAUUUUGGUUACGGCACAUGGCACCGCGAGCAGUGCGCGCGCAGCCACAGGUGAUGGUUCAUGCGUGCCAUCUUAACAUCUGACGCCGCGGAGGAGAUAUAAAGGCGCCGGCAGCGCCUCGGUGCCUCCACACGGACGGAGCGAAGUCUUGGAGCUGCUGAGGACAGUCGAGGUGAAGUGGGACUACAGUCUGUUUGGGUGUGUUCAGCGUUUUUCCCGGAGAAGAGAUUAAACAGGUGGAGAACGCACCUUCAGGCACAACACCUCGAGUUUUGACCAGACUGUGUGUUUAUCCAAUGGCGUUUACGCUGAACCUGAUCGGUCCUUCGCCAUGGGGCUUCAGAAUAUGCGGAGGAAGAGACUUCAAAAAGGCGUUAACCGUAUCAAAGGUCAACGGGGGCAGCAAGGCAGAGCAGGCAGACUUGCAAACUGGUGACGUUAUCUUGGAGAUCAAUGGGGAAAACACGGCCGACAUGCUGAACGUGGAGGCCCAGAACAAGAUCAAGAACUCCAAGACUCAGCUGCAGAUGCUCGUGGAAAGACCUGAACCUUCAAACCGUAGACAAACCAACGGCAUCAGCACCCCUGAACAGCUCACCGGACGCUUCCAGGAGGCCGUAAUAGUGAGUCGAGACGAGAACCAGAACUAUAGAGAUUACAACAUCUACAGCCCGGCAUCUGUGUCCCCAGGACCGUACUCACCAAUUCCUCCAGCCAGCCCUGAUGGAAAGAAGGAGCAGCUGGCACCAAACAUGAACAAGAGUGUACAGCUGCGCUCGUGGUCCCCAGAGGAGAAGAUGCACAGACUGUCCAGACCUCUCUCACAGGAGUAUUCCUCUUCAGACUACAGGAAUAACUCGGUGUCCAGCCGAACUCCCACACCACCGGGAUCCUACUCGCCACAAAGCCCCGUCGAUCGGGACGUGCCCAUGUCACCUAGACGCAGCAGUACCAGUUCUGAGUCUGUCAUGCAGCGGUUCGACAAGGACUCGGAGGUGUACAAGAUGAUCCAGGAGAAUAAGGAGUCCCGCACACCGCCCCGUCAGUCCAACACCUUCAAAAUGCUGCAGGAGGUCCUGGAAGCUGACGAGAAAGAGGCAGCAAUGCGGUUUCCAGGGAAGUUUUCACCCAACCCCCCGAAACCCACCACAUCUGUGGGAGGAGUCAGCAAAUACCACACCUGUGAGAGGUGUGGCACCAGCAUUGUCACUCAGGCCGUGCGCAUCACAGACGACAACUACCGCCAUCCAGAGUGCUACACCUGCACAGAUUGCGGCCUGAACCUCCGGAUGAGAGGUCACUUUUGGGUUGGAGAUGUGAUGUACUGUGAGAAGCACGCCAAGGAGCGGUACCAGGGCCCGGGCACCUCGCCGCUCGCCGCCGUAGUGCCUCGCCACUGAGCCGUCCCCUUCGCGCCUGUCUCACUCUGGACAUGAAGGGCCGCUCGUCUGCCUGAAGCUCCUCCUCAUCCUCACGCCGGGUUACACGCCUCGGGACGUCGCCGCAGAGGCCGACACGAGUCAAUGCUGUGGUCGAGGAUGCGAUUUUUCUGGUCAACAUUAAAAAAAAAAUACUUUGCAAUAUUAUGAUACACUUUCUUGCCUCUCUUGUAACUGUAUGAGGAUUGAGGCUUUGUUUUUUCAUAUAGCGCAGUCUCCACAGUCUCGAGGUUAUUCUUAGAUCUAAUGAUUCACAGCUGCCAUGGACUCCAGCCACAUCACGUUGCGCUCCGGCCAGAUUUACAUAAUUCUAGACACGCUCAGCAGAAAGGACUCUCCGAGGAUCAGGAUCAUCAUUCGAUUUUUCUGCCGACACAAAAGGGACCAAAAUCUAACUUGGACUGCAUGCCGUUAACAACAGAACUGUACUGUACCCAGGCAGCGCUGUGUGUGUGUGUGGGGGUGUGUGUGGGUGUGUAUGGGUGCGUGCUUUCACGGGCAGAAGUGUGAUGGCUUCUUUAUGCCUCCCCCUGCAUCUGUGUGUGUGUGUGCGCAUAAUUGCAUGAGUGUGUGUGCGUGAGAGAGAGAGAUGGAGAAGAGGAAGUGGGGUCCAAGUUGUUAUUGAAACAAAGGAGUUUGUGAAUUUUGCGCUAGAGUCAGGCCAAAAGCCCUCCAGUUUUUCUGUAUUUCUUUUGUAAGCAGAAUUUGAUUAGAAAUGAAAAAAGUAAAAAAAAAAAAAAUAUCAGGCUUGUCUGGCUGUUGUGUUGCUUUUGAGGGACUA
Molecule: messenger RNA, 2238 nt
Organism: Salarias fasciatus (jewelled blenny)
Lineage: Eukaryota; Metazoa; Chordata; Actinopteri; Blenniiformes; Blenniidae
Gene: pdlim2
Product: PDZ and LIM domain 2 (mystique)
Exons: 10
Coding region: 315-1418 (367 amino acids)
Biological process (GO): muscle structure development; actin cytoskeleton organization; heart development
Cellular component (GO): Z disc; filamentous actin; adherens junction
Molecular function (GO): actin binding; muscle alpha-actinin binding
Source: RefSeq, a predicted model, not a curated record